ACAUCAAAUUUUCACAAAUGUGCCCUACGAGUCGGGAUGGGUUAUCUACGUCCGUUUUCAGUAAUAAAAUCGUAUGCAAAUAAGACAGCUCUGACUCCAAUUAAUGCGAAUGAAAUAAAGGGGUGUGACUAUGAAAUUUUGAAAAUAUUAGCAGCCAAAGUGAAUGCAACGCUCAAUUUAUAUAAAAUUAAAACGUUACCUAUCAAUUCCCUGGCAGAAGUAACUUUCGUGAAGUAUCUUGAAAACAACACUUUGGACGUAUGCGGUGGCGGUCUCUAUAAUGUUUAUGGAACCACAAUUAAAUAUUCAGGGAUUUAUGCAAGACAAGUAAUCAUUUGGACGUAUGCAGUGGAAAGGGAGCCGAGAUCGUUCAAGAACGUAAUCAGUAUAGUUGAUAAACUUUACAUGUCGUUUGUUAUCUAUAUUAUAUAUUCGUUACUUUGGUAUUUGGUAUCAUGGUUUGAUGGAAAAAGAGUUUCUUUGUCUAACACUUUGUUGUACAAUUUCGGUUCAGCAGUUGGAGCAGCUAAAUUACAAAUUGCAAGAACAACAAAGCAGAAGAUAUUGCAAAUAAUAUAUAUAUUACUAUGUUUCUUUACAGUGGCUUACUUUAACAUCGAGAUAUAUUCAUGUUUAACGAUCAGCAACCCUCCUACACUAUAUAAGACAAGUUAUGACAUAAUGAAUUCAGGGAAAAAAGUUUACCUUUAUCCCGACGGCAGGAACUUCAUCAAAGAUGUCAAUUAUCUUAAUUUUUUCAAACAUGCAGAAGAUUGCGAUAGUUUUAGAGAUUGUGUGUGGAAGGUGUGUAGAAAUAAAGGUAUAACUGUAUUAUUAGAUGGACAAUUCAUAGAAUAUCAAGUUAUCACAGCGAAUAAUGAUGAAGCUAGACUGAUGAGAUCUGCUGACAAUAUUAUAACGGUGUUUCAUGAAAUGCCCAUCAGUAAAGACAGUCUUGUUUUGGAGACUUUUCAAAAUUUAAUGGUGAAACUUGCCGAAAGCGGUAUACUGAACAGACUUUACGACGAAGCAGUGGGGAUUUUGGACAUAUCUAAAUCGGAGGUGUUUACUAAAAGUGCUUUGACUAAAGGAUAUUACUGUAUGAAUGGUUGCAGUAUCACACUAAAAGGUGUCGCGGCUGUCUUCUGCUUGUGGUUCCUAGGUGUUGCAGUUUCAUGUUUUGUAUUAUUCCUUGAAAUUACAAUAGCAAUUUAUCAAAAACAUUAA
Amyelois transitella is the source of this 1227-nucleotide messenger RNA. RefSeq lists its product as uncharacterized. The record is from RefSeq and is a predicted model, not a curated record. The annotation marks the transcript as partial. Lineage: Eukaryota; Metazoa; Arthropoda; Insecta; Lepidoptera; Pyralidae. The transcript has a single exon.